This is a messenger RNA of Astyanax mexicanus (Mexican tetra), 7295 nucleotides long. RefSeq names its product zinc finger and SCAN domain-containing protein 2. Lineage: Eukaryota; Metazoa; Chordata; Actinopteri; Characiformes; Acestrorhamphidae. Bases 713 to 2209 code for a protein of 498 amino acids. The transcript has 4 exons. Gene Ontology annotation, biological process: regulation of transcription by RNA polymerase II. The record is from RefSeq and is a predicted model, not a curated record. Gene Ontology annotation, molecular function: DNA-binding transcription factor activity; RNA polymerase II cis-regulatory region sequence-specific DNA binding.
CCCGCGCAUGCGCAGAGCACGACGUCCGGGAACAAUAUUGUAGGCGAAAAUGAAAAGCGCUGGAGUUGGGAAGGUGAAGACAGUACGGAACGGUGUGGCACAGUGGAUUUCUCUAUUUUAGAGCAGAAACAGUGCGUUUUACUCUUUCUAAAUCCUUGUAGGGGGUUAUUAGAGCGGUAAAUAGAAGCUGGGCGGGCGUGGGUGGUUUAUUCUGCCUGUUUGUGUGGAGAUUCGUGCGGCUGGAGGAGCAGCAGUGCGCAGCCUGGUUCUCCGGCGCUGCUGUGUGAGUGAAGUGUGUGGAAAGGAGGGAGCAGAGCUUUAACUUUAUUAGGCUGAUAGUAAGUUAAUUCCUGGUGGCUGCGGGUUUUAACAGUGUUGUAGGGAACGCAUGGGGUGCUGGAGGCCGAUAGGAUUACAGGGGAGGGCUAAAUUUGACUUGUGUGAGGAAUAUGAGAGACAGGCUGAGAGAUAAGCUAUAUAGAUAGAUAGCUGUAGGCUGCAGAUGAUGGAUUGAGAGAUUGAUAGACAGUGAGAGAGAGAGAGAGGAAGCUUUAACUAAAGUCUAGUUAGGUCUAGCACUUUAUUCAGGAUUCGUGUUGUUGAUUAUAUGUGUGUGGUUAUCCACUCAUAACACGCGUACAAUAAUUCCAGCAGCGUUAAUGCCUCUCUGAAGCCUGGGUGUGAGUUAGUAAGUCUGACUGUGCGUAAAACCAUGGCGGACUCGGUGAAGACCUUCCAAGCCCACCUGACCGCAGUAAUGGACAGUUUGGUCCGCGCGUCCGUGUGCGAGAUCACCAAACUCUUCCAGGACACGGUGAACGACUACCUGGUGGAGAUCUCGCUGAACAGGAAGGAGAACGAGGCCCUGAAGUUACGCCUGAGGCUGACAGAAAACAAGCUGAGGAACGAGAGGAAAUACGGCAUGGCGUGGGCUGCGAACCGCCGAGCUGCUGGCCUGCUGGCCUCGGAGGACCCCGGCACCAAAAAGCGCAGAGUGGACAUCAGAGCCAAACAGGGGAAGGAGUGGAGGAGUGGUGGUGGUGGAGGUGGAGCCGCUGCUGCUGCUGCUGCUACUGCUGCGUGGGAGGAGGGGGCUGGAGGAGUGAGGGAGGAGAAGAGGGAUGUGUUCCGAGUCCAUCUGCCAACUGAAAGACAGAGACAGGGAGAGGAGGGUGAGGAGGAGGAGGAGGAGGAGGAGGAGAGGAGACGUGUCUCCAGGGAGAGGAAGGAGGUGGCCAGCAUUAAAGAGGAGGAGGAGGGCUACAGGUCAAAUUCUCUGAGGCUGCUGCAGGAGGCGCUCCAGAUGAGCCAGAAUGAGACUGUCUCUACCCACGUGGAGCUGGACCCUGCCUCUGUUGGUUCUGGAUCAGUUGCAGCUGAAGCAUGGGAGGAGCCGCCUUCGCUGUCAGCUGAAACCAUGACUAGUAGUGACGAGCUCAGUGGACUCGAGACUGCUCUAAAGGCAGAACGUGAGCGUGAGGGGGCGGGGCCUCCUAUGGACAGCUCCUCCCACCCCGGGAGCACAGCAGAAGGUGUGGAAUUUAUUGGCCUUGACGGUUUGUGCAGCUCUCAACAAGAUGGCCCCCUGUCAACACACAAAACAGAACCUAAUGAAGUCCCCUCGGCCACAGGAAGUCAGGGCGACGAGGAGGAGGAGGAGGAGGAGGAGGAGUCUUGCCAAGAGGGCAGCGACCCUCUUCAUUUCUGUCCGCAGUGUGGAGGUGGCUUUAACUCAGCCAGUGACCUGGCGGAACACACGUGCCCGUUGGCGGAAGUGCAGCCCUUCCAGUGCUCCUCUUGCGGUCAAGCCUUCAGUCAAGCCUGGGGCUUGAAGAACCACGAGUGUGUGCAGGUGGGCGAGCGGCGGCACCGCUGCGAUCUUUGUGGAAAGGGCUUUACACAUGCGCGCUCGCUGGAGCGCCACCAGCUAGUGCACACAGGCGAGCGCCCGCACAGGUGCCUGCAGUGCGGCCGCAGCUUCAGCCGCUUGGGCAACUUGGAGCGGCAUCAGCGCAUCCACACGGGCGAGAGGCCGUACGAGUGCGGCGCCUGUGGAAAGAGGUUUAGCCGAGUGGAAUACCUGAAACGGCACCAGCAGAUACACACCGGAGAGAGGGGCGAAAGGAACACCCUGCAGUGCGGCCACUGCAGCCAGACGUUCGGUGACACAGAGCACCUCAAACGCCAUCAGUGCUUCUCCAGUGCCUGACAACAAGAGCAGCAUGUGACCAUAGGCCGAUUGCUAAUUGGAGUGUUUUAACCCAUUAAACUCUAUGGAUUUGUCCACAGGUCCAAACAUUCCUAACCUUUUAAAGAUAAUAUUUGUUCCAUGCAGUUACUGAAAGAUAAGCUUUAAGCUGGUUUUCACACCAAAUGUAUCCAGUAUGCGCUGCAUUCUCCUUUCAUGUGCUUGCUGGUUCAGAACAAAAGUGGGAGGUGCUCUCAAGGGACCCUUUGCCUAUUUCAAUGCAAAUUCUCAUGUUUGGCGUUUUGUGUAAAAAAUUUAAACCUAAAAUACAAGUAAAGCAGCAUCUUUGAAAGCAAAGCCUUACAGUGGGUUGAGUUUAUUUAGACAUCUUGUCCUGGCUUUGUAUGUGUCACUGUGUUGAACAGAGUUAAUCUCUGUAAGCAUAUCGGAAGUAGCACUACUACUACCACCAGUAUUCCCAAAUAUGAAGUAGAUGCAGGGACAGUGAUUUUCAGGUUAAGCUUUCUCUUUGUCUAGGCUGGGAUUCCCAAAAGUGUCUUUGCAUAAAGAUGGUUCUUAAGGGAUCAUGCAAGCUUAACACAAAACGCUCUCUCCAUCAGUUCAGAUGAUCUUAACAUCAAGAUGCUUCUGGGAAACUGAGCUUUGUUCAGUAAAGGUUUGGUUAUAGUGCAUUGUCAUCUUGAAGUUGGCAAACAUGCUUUAUACCAUUACAUAUACAUUCCACCAGCUCAGCUCAAUGGCCUGUCACAGCAGUUAAUCAGUGGUAUACCACUGGCUAUAUAAAUUGUAAAGAAUUACAUGCAGAACAAAUACAGUAGUACAAUACAAUACGAAAUAAAAAAAUAUAAGUUAUAGUAGUGUCAUUAAUUUGUUUAAAAUCUAAAUACAGAAAUACGUAAAAAAAAGGAACAUGACCAAAGCUGAAGCUAAAAAUGAUAAAAACAAUGCCUCCUAUACGCUAGUGGCUAUGAUUUGGCAUGGGUAAACAAACAAAGGGCUAAGGUAGGGUUAAAGGCUAUUGGCUAUAAAGGGCUACAUGUAACCAAUGAGCACUGACCAAUUACAGCUCACACAAAACAACAGACAAUUUUAAAUAAAGCAUUUUAUAUGGUAAACAGCGUACCAGUCAAAAGUUUGGACACUUGAGUGUUGUUUCAUUAUUUGAAAAUGUUCUGCAUUGUAUAUUGAUACUAAAGUCAUCCAAACUAUGAAGAAAAACAUAUGGAAUUAUAUAAUGUGUUUUAUAUUUUAGAUUCUUCGCAGUAGACAUAUCUUACCUAGAUGACAGCUUUGCACAUCUCAGCUUACAGUUAACAGCUGUGUCCUGUCCAGGAAUUUACUUGAUUUCUUGCCCUCUUAAUGUGUUGGAGAAGUUGUGUUGUGAAGAGGUACAGUUAGUAUAGAGUAAACAAUUCUAUUUGAGUAAUGUUCUAAUCCAUACUAUGGCAAGAACCACUCAACUAAGUAAAUAAUAAAAAUAGCUUUAAGAAAUGAAGGUCGGUCAGUCCGACACAUUUCAAGAACUUUGAAAGAAUCCUCAAGUGCAGACUCAAAGAUCAUCAAACACGUUGUGAUGGAACUGGCUCUUAUCUGGAUUGCUCCAGGAAAGAAAGAUCAAGAGUUACCCCUGUUGUACAGGAUAAAGUUACCAACCUCAGAAACUGCAAGUUAACAGCAGAGUAUUUUUUUUUUUAACAUGUUUAAGUUACAUGGUUCCUUGUAUGUUUCUUGAUAGUCUGAAAGAAAGAAUUAACAUUGAAAUGAGAAGGUGUGUCGACACAUUUGACAAGUACUGUAUGCUAAUGUAUUGUUUCCCAGAAAUGUUUGAAAGCCUAGUCUUGGACCCUUUUGAUUCACCUCUGCAAAUUCUUGUGAUCUAGAUUUAGACUUAUUUUAGACCUUGGCUGCUCAUAAUUGUCUAAAUACUGUCAUGUUACAAAUGAAGAAUGGACGUUUGGACUUGUUGAUGAAUUCUUAGAGUUUAAGAGAUUUUAAAUGCUUUGUAAAACAUCUGAUUUCAACCAUCUUACAUGAAUAGAUGAAGAACAGUAUAUGAUUUGCCAAUAGACAUCAUCUUCCAUAAGCUCAGUACAUCAUCUCUUAUUCAUUGUGUUCCAUAAAGCAGUCUUAAGCCGAUCUUUGCCAUUUGUUGUUUUGUAGUUUAUUUUUAUGUUUUUUCCUCUAGCGUCAACUGAGAACUUGCUUACAUACUUUGCACACAAACACUAUAUGGACACAAGUAUUGGGACACAUGCUCAUUUAUUGUUUCUUUUGAGGAGUUUAUCCUGCUGCUGUUGAAAGUUUUUUUUUUUAUUAUAGUUCACAUCAUUGCUUAGAGUGUUUUUUAUAUUCAGCAUGUCUGGAAGUUCUUGGUGGGGCACCAUUAUUCCAGUUCCAGUUCCACUCAUACCCUGGGCCACGCCUGGCAUUAGGUAUGGUGCCAAUACAUGGGUUUAACGUUUAUCUGCUAUAGAGAGUCCUAUUCUAUUGGCAGUAAUACUUCUCUACAGGGACUAGACAAGCUGUGUGUGUGCAUUUGUACAUUUGUGUCAGCAUUGAAUACACUCACUAAACAGGGUGUCCACAAACAUUUGGACUUUGGUCAUAUAGUGUACUUGCAUGCACUUUCUACUUUCCAUCCUUCUGGUAAAAUUAACCAGACAUGUCCUGACAACAGCCUGGUCUGUCCGAUCUUUAAACACAGAUGUCCUAAAACAUUUUUUUCAAGUAAAUCAUAAUACUAUCAAUCAUGUUACACAUUACACGAUGAGUACAGAACCAGGACCUCAUCAGUGCUUCCAUUAAAUCAUCAUAUCAUUGUACUGUAGAACCCAUACACACAUGCCUCUCGGUUAAGUGUUGAUCCAUGUACAGCAGUUCAUUAGACAGUGUUUCUCAAAAGAUCAUGCAAAUUUUCAAACAAGUACAAUUGCAUGGAUUGUGAUUCUGUUUCUUUUUUCAUUCAGAUUUUAAACUAAAUUGUGACCCAAGCAUUUCCAAUGUAAAUCCUAAAUGUGUCUACUUGUGUUGUUACAUAGACCCUGUUUACAUCUGAUCACAUCAUGAUUGUAUUUAGGGCUGGAUGAUAUGGACAAAAUGUUUUCUAAUUCCAGUCAGUAGGAUAUAAUUCUGAUACUAAUAAGAACAAUAAAAAAGCCACAAACCUCCUCAGAACAAGUGCCUAUGCUCAAUAGCUUCAGAUAAAAACAUAUUUGCCUGUUUAUGUAAUGUGCCCUGUGAUAAGGCACAGUCAGUGAUGGAUGCCAUAAAUAAUGUAUAUUGAAAUAUCAUAUAAUUUAUUGAAAGAUUUUCUGUUAUGAUAUAUAUUAUAUAGCUCUAAAAAAAAAUUAAGAGACCACUUGAAAAAGAUGAAUUUCUGCGAUUUUACCAAAUUAAAAACCUAUGGAAUUUACUCAAGAGGAACAUGAAUGAUCACAGGCCAUCAAACCAAGCUGAACUGCUUGAUUGUUUUGCACCAGAAGUAGCAAAAAGAUAUCCAAAAGCAGUGUGUAAGACUGGUGGAGGAGAACAUGCCAGUAUGCACGAAAAAUGUGAUUAAAAAGACAGGGUUAUUACAUCAAAAAAAUUGAUUUCUGAACUCUUAAAACUAUAUUAAUAUGAAUUUGUUUUCUUUGCCUAAUGUGAGGUCUGAAAGCUCUGCAUUUUUUUUGCUGUUUCAGCCAUUUCAAAUUUUUCUAAAUGCUCUAAAUAACAAUAUUUUUACUUGAAAUUUGGGAGAAAUGUCUGUAGUUCAUUCUCAAACAUAUACAUAUAAUUAGCAAAAUCAGAGAAAGUGAUUCAGAAACGUAAGUGGUCUCACUUUUUUCAGAGCUGUAUAUUUAUAUUGAUAAUUUUCUCAGCGCUAAACCGCUGUGUGGGACACUAAAACAAAUUUAUUUAUUGCACAACAAUUAUUACAUAUUACAUAAAAAAAUCUUUUUAAUUACAUGUGUGAUACAUGUGAUUAAUAGGGGUGUGACCAGACACAAUAUUGGAUUUAUGAGAAUGAGACAUGAUUUUAACUAUAUAUAUAUAUAUAUAUAUAUAUAUAUAUAUAUAUAUAUAUAUAUAUAAUAAUUGAAAAUAAAAUGCAAACUGUAGGUGAUUUUUUUUUUUUUUAUGAAAGUAAAUUUUUUACUCUUAGUAUGCAAGUACAGCAGACGAUAUUACCAUAAAUCCAACAACCUCCUCCUGUAUGAUCUCACAUGAGUCUCUUCAGACCUUAGAACUAUUGUCAGAAUCCCCCAGUGAGGGUUCUGUGUUCAACUGGCAAUCCCCCUUAAGGCUUCUAUCAAACCUGGCAACCUAUGACCGAAUCUCAGUACAUCACCUCCGUGCGUGGUGUCUCUUGCUCUGCAGUGUAAACUGUGAAGGCAGUAAUGUGUGGGCAGGAACACAAGGCUCUGCAGGUCACACCAUUAACAGAAUGCGAAGCAACUUAUUAAAGUCAGCAGAUACAGAGAGUUUGCUGCCCAAAAUGAUCAAACAUUUGUUGUGCAUACCUGUGUAUCUUGCAAGACACAUUUAAAACCUGACAAAAAAUUUAGUUCUGUUUUAAUCUUGCAUAAUCUUGUGGCCUGAGAUCUUGUCACACCCCUAGGAAUUAAUUAAUCUAAAUUAAUAGCAUUAUAAGAUUCACAAUUCAAUAGAAUUUCAGCUGCGGAGCAAAUUAAUUAAUGAAUAACUGCCAAAGGCUUUAAAGCUCCCUGUAAUGAACAUCAGUCAGUAACAGAUGCUGAAAAUACUGUAUAUCUCUUACAACACUGGACCAAUUUUUAAUAUUUUGAUUCUCUUUUAGUCUAAAAGCAGUGAUACUAUAUGUUUUCCUAGCUGAAUUAAUCACAGAUUUUUGAUAUCACAGUGAUGAUACUGCACAGUUUGUUUGCCUGCAGCAUGUUAUAGUGACCAGAACUGUGUCGACUGUGGAUGAAAAUAUAAAUGUCUCACGUGGCCGCAGGCGGUUCGAGUGAUUGGAUUAGUAUCUUUUUGUUUUAAAAGCUUCUUGCGUUACACCACAAUACAUUUUUGUCCAAAACCAAGCCAAACAAAAUAAAACUAAAGAUUAAAUACUAAACAUGUUUUUUCA